AUGUCGACUCCAACCACUCAGGAGACUUCUCAGAAGAAGGCCAUGAAUAAGCUCAAGACGGGCAAAUCGCCGGGCAGUGACAACAUCCACCCAGAGUUUGUCAUCCACCAGAGCACAGCAACAUCUUGCUGGCUAUGUGCUUUUUUCACAUCGUGCUACGGGAAGUUAAAGCUCCCAAAGACCUGGCGCAGUGCCUUCCUCAUUGCUCUGCCCAAGCCAAAUAGACCUGCGGAAGACCCCAAAUCAUACCGACCCAUCUCAAUGCUCUGUGUUCCACUUAAAAUCUUGGAGAGGAUGACACAUAGCCGCAAUGAGCCAGUGGUUGACUCACAGCACCCAAACUGGUUUCCGACGUGGAAGAUCAACAGAAGACCAGGUAUCACUACUCGCUCAGGACAUCGAGGACAGCUUCCAGGACAACAAGAAAGCUGGGGUAGUGUACCUGGACCUGACUGCUGCAUAUGAUACCAUGUGGCACUGUGGUCUCCAUCUGAACUGUUGAAGACAAUUUCAGACCGGCACAUGGUGAAGUUCAUCAUGGAGACACUGUCCAAUCACAGCUUUGUCCUCCAGACCAGCAGUGGCCAGCGAGUAGGCUCAGAAGACUGAGGAACAGGGUUCUGCAGGGGUCAGUUCUCUCACUGAUGCUGUUCAACAUCUACAUACAGUGCAUCCGGAAAGUAUUUAUACCACUUCACUUUUUCCACAUUUUGUUAUGUUACAGCCUUAUUCCAAAAUGGAUUAAAUUCCCUUUUUCCCUCAAAAAUUCUACACAAAAUACCCCAUAAUGACAAAGCAAAAAACUUUUUAGAACAUUUUGCAAAUUUAUUAAAAAUAAGAACAUUCAAAUGUUGCAUAUACAUAAGUAUUCAUACCCUUUACUCAAUACUUGGUCGAAGCACCUUUGGAAGCGAUUACAGCCUCCAGUCAUCUUGUGUAUGAUGCAACAAGCUUGGCACACCUGGAUUUGGGGAGUUUUUUUCCAUUCUUCCUUGCACAUCCUCUCAAGCUCAGUGAGGUUGGAUGGGCAGCAUCAGUGCACAGCUACUUUCAGGUCUUUCCAAAGAUGUUCAAUCAGGUUCAAGUCUGGGCUCUGGCUGGGCCAUGCAAGGACAUUCAGAGACUUGUCCUGAAGCCCCUCCUUUGUCUUCUUAGCUGUGUGCUUAGGGUCAUUGUCAUGCUGGAAGAUGAAGCGUCGCCCCAGUCGAAGGUCUCGAGCGCUCUGGAGCAGGUUUUCAUCAAGGAUUUCGAUGUACUUAGCUGCCUUUAUUUUUCCCUUGAUCCUGACAAGUCUCCCAGUUCCUGCCGCUGAAAAACAUCCCCACAGCAUGAUGCUGCCACCACCAUGCUUCACUGUAGGGAUGGUAUUGGUGAGGUGGUAAGCGGUGCCUGGUUUCCUCCAGACAUGACGCUUGGCAUUCAGGCCAAAGAGUUCGAUCUUUGUUUCAUCAGACCAAAGAAUUUUGUUUCUCCUGGUCUGUGAGUCCUUUAGGUGCCUUCUAGAAAAGUCCAAGCGUGCUGUCAUAUGCUUUUUACUGAGGAGCGGCUUCUGUCUGGCCACUCUACCAUAAAUGCUUGACUGGUGGAGUGCUGAAUGGUGGUCCUUCUGUAGGGUUCUCCCAUCUCCUCAGAGGAAUGCUGGAGCUCUGUCAGAGUGACCAUUGGGUUCUUGGUCACCUCCCUGACCAAGGCCCUUCUCCCUGGCUUGCUCAUUUUGGCUGGGCAGCCAGCUCUAGGAAGAGUCCUGGUGGUUCCAAACGUCUUCCAUUUCUUAAUGAUGGAGACCACUGUGCUUUUUGGGAUCUUCAAUGCAGCAGAUAUUUUGCUGUAACCUUCCCCAGAUCUGUGCACCGAUACAACCCUGUUUCGGAGGUCUACAGACAAUUCUUUCGACUUCAUGGCUUGGUUUGUGCUCUGACGUGCUCUGUCAGCUGUGGGAUCUUAUAUAGACAGGUGUGGCUUUCCAAAUCAUGUCCAAUCAGCUGAUUUUGCCACAGGUGGACUGCAAUCAAGUUAGAGGAACAUUUCAAGGCUGAUCAGUGGAAACAGGACACACCUGAGCUCAAUUUUGAGUUUUAUAGCAAAGGGUGUGAAUGCUUAUGUACAUGCAACAUUUGAGUGUCUUAUUUUUGAUAAAUUUGCAAAAUGUUCUAAAAAAAGUUUUUCGCUUUGACAUAUACUGUAUAUGACAUUCCUGCCACCACCAUAGGAAUGUCAUAUAUGUGCAUAUAUAUAUAUAUAUAUAUAUAUAUAUAUAUAUAUAUAUGAUAUUCCUAUGGUAGUGGCAGUGGGGGGGAAAGUGGACCUGACUUCCUAGGGCCUGAGUAGGGAGAGGGGCCCAUGAAAAUCCAGAUUUAUAUAUAUAUAUAUAUAUAUAUAUAUACUACAGGCCAAAAGUUUGGAAGCAAGAUCAGAUUUGCACAAAAAAAAAUCAUAGUUUCAUAUAUAUAAUUUGCAACACAAUAAACAUGACUAUUGUGUAAAGAGUAACUUAUCAGAAGACAUUAUGACUAUAAUUGUUAAGUAUUUGAGUUAUUGUGGCUUAGACUUUGCUUUCUAUAAAGUAACCUCCUCUGGCUUUAACAGCAGCUUGGCAUAUACCAGGCAUUCGUUCCACAAGUUUUUUAUGGUAUGUUCCAGAGAUUGCAUUCCAAGCUUUCUUAAGUUCAUUAAAAAGAGACUGCUGAUUCGUGGGAUGCAUUUUUCUGACCGAUCGAUCCAAUUCCUCCCGCACAAGCUCAAUUGGAGAAAGAGCAUAGACUGUAUAUAGAAUGGACAGAGUCUGCCUCCUUGCUGGGUGAAGCCACUCCGAGAACAGCACCCUCUGUUGAUGGGCUGCAGUAUAGGUAAUAAAUCCCGCCUCCGCCAGCAAAGCUUAUGGAGCUGUGGACAAACUUUAGAAAUUUAUUACACAGAACAUACAUUUUUCUCCCCCCUGCUUGUGAUGUUGACAUGUAGUUAUUGUAAGACUGGUUUGUGCGCAAGUCCUCUUUUUUCUGUGAAGCUCCGUUUUAAAAGUUAUUAGGGGGUUCAUGUUUGCUAUGAUUGACACCUGAUACAGCCUAUGGGCAUUCAGGGAUUGCGUAGUUCUCCAGGGUGAUACGCUGUUUGAGCCGAGCAUCAUCACAGCGAUUGCGUGGCCGAAUGCGCACAUUGCUACUGCGCAGGGCUGGUUUCAGGAAAUAAAGAAAAAUCCCAGAAAUACUGAGAGCUAUUUGGCUUCAAAUCCGUAUACAGGCGGUAGGUGGAACCAAGUUGUCCAUAGUAUAUACAGUCUAUGGUCUGGAGAGGGGGCCAAACCAUCUUUUGAAGGACACCUUCCUGUUCUUUUUUGUUAGGUAACCCUGACAGAGCUUGGCAGAGUGCCUAGGGUCAUUGUCUUGCUGCAAAACAAACUUAUGAGCCACUUAAGUCUUAGUCCAGAUGGAGCAGCAUGGUGCUGGAGGAUGGAGUGGUACUGUUCCUUCUUCAUGAUACCCUUUACGUCAAAAAACUCUCCUACACCAUCACCUGCAAAACAUCCCUAUACCAUGGAACUACCACCUUCAUGCUGAAUUGUGGGUGUAACACAUGGUGCUUUCAGACGUUCACCAGUUUGUCUGCGGACAUAGACUCUGCAUUUUGAACCAAACAGUACAAACUUGUUUCUAGUUAUCAUGAGUCCAAUUUUUGUGAGCUUUUGCCCACUCAUGUCUCUUUUUCUUGUUCUGUGGACGAAGAAGUGUUUUUUUUUUUGCAGAUACACAACCCUUCAGACCAGCCUUUCCAAACGUCAUUUCACAGUUGUCAGAGAUAUGAGUUUCGACCUUGUCAUGUUGAUUUCCUCCCUUAUUUGUGGUGCUGUCUUUCGCCAAUCUCUCUUACUGGUGACAAUAAUAUGUUUAUCCUCUGCUUUUGUAGUAACUCUCUUUCAUCCAGGUCUUUUUCUAUCAUCAUAACUUCCAGGUUCCUCUAGUCUCUUCAGAGUGUAGUGGACUCUUUUGUUAAACACCUUUCGGCGUUUUGCAAUCUCUCUUUCUGUGUAUCCUUCUUUCCUCAAUGUACAAAUCUGUACUUUUGUUUCUUUACUCAGUUGCUUCUUUAGCCAUUUUUGCGGUAGUUUGAACGCAGUUGAGAUUUAUUUGGAUUUUUGUAUGCAGACUCUCAAAAGCCAAAAAGUUGAAGUGAAUAAUCCAACUGUGAUUUGUUUUUUUGCUUUUGCACUGAAGUUGUAACUCUUGCAAAUGUUUUCAACCCUAAAACUAAGCCCUUAUUAUCUUUUGCUGACAUAUAUUUAGCAAUGGUCUGUUAACAUCAAUGUAUAUCUAAAGGUAAAUGGAGUAAAAUGGUGCAUUUCCAUGAAAGCAACAUCAGAUCAUGGAGUAAAUACAUCCCAAAAUACAAAAAACUCAUGCUGGAUUUAAAAAAAGGCAUUGUGAACAAAAUCUUGAAGUUACUCCCAACUGUUCGGCCUGUAAUGGCCUUGUUUCCAAACUUAUGGCCUGUAGUGUAUAUAUACAUACAGUAUAUACAUAUAUAUAUACGCAGAAAAGGAUCAUUAAAUUCUCAGUUAUAUCUAAUACAGUCCUUCAUAUCGUCACUGGCCAUUUGCAAAUACUUAUGCUUAUGGCGGUGUUCUUGUAAUAAAUCAAACAUUUGUGAAGCCCUAAAAGAAACAUUUUGACAGUGACUCCCUGGUAACUCUGUCUGGUGAUUACAGACUUACCAUCUUAAUUUAGAUGAGUCGUACUUGAAAUCUGAGUUUACAGCCAGAUCAGGAAAUUAUUCCAUCAUGCAUGCUUUUGGAUGUGUUUGCUCUUACUUCUAUUAUAUAUAACCCCAUAUUCCUCACACAUACAGUAUGUAUCUAAAAUGGAACAUGAUUGAUAUAGUUUGGACUAUUUGCAGUAACCCAGCUCACAUCAUUCAAGUUUCUCCUAUAAGAUGUCAUUUUUGCUGAGUUUGCUGUGCAGGACUGACAUAAUAAUAUGAAGACCAAGAUAUUUAUAUUUAUCAUUUAAUUCAAGUUGGUCCUGUGUGAAAAACUGAAUCUACUUUUCGCUCUACCAGGGUGCUGAAAAUGCAUAACUUGUAUUUUCUUUUGAUCAAUACAAAGUCUGUUUUUUUAACACCAGUAAUAUGAGAACAGGAGCUGAACCAGACUCUUGUAUUUCUUGCUUGUAUAUCAGUUGUCUUAUGGUGACAAACCCUAAGUUGUUAGAGUCUGACAACAUAUCUCCAAGUAUCAAUGAAGUAUCAAGCUGUCAUGUCACUACUAGACAAGGUCCUCAUUGGGAUGCACACACAGAAACAAUGAAGGGAAGAGAAAGGCCUCUAGCUGUGAUGGAUUAUGUUGAGAUGGAUGCUGACUGGCCCCUUGAGUCCAAAGCUCGGGUUCAAAUCACCGCCCUCUUUGGUGUAAGUGUUAACUGAUUGAUGCGUGACACAUUCAGUCAUUUAGGGUGCGUCGCUCUGCUUGACUGAAAGCCGAAAUAACCAGGCCAUGUCCUGUCCUCUACAGCAAAACACCAACCCAGCAGUUUACUGCAAAUUGCAUCACUUCAGACACUUUCUCACAGGACAAAUGACAUACUUGCAAAAUAGAGGCAUUUUAUUUGGCUGUAACAGAGUGUGUGCACACAAGCAAGCAGAACAGUAAGGGUAGGACUGGGAACAAAAUUCAGCCAAGGCAAUUUCUGUCUGGACCAGCCCAUUAAAUGUAACACCUGCUGGGAGGUCCUCAGUCCUCAGGAAACCCUGGUGUCAGCCUGCUGCUGCUCAUCAGUCCAGAAAUUCUCUUCUUUUUGGCUUGAGGGGUUUGCAUAUGAUGCUCAUAAGAGCAUGCCUUAGCACAGGCGAUUUAUUGAUUGUAAAGUCUUUGUGUAAAACAUUUAAAAAAGCUUGCAGUACCCAUAUCAUAUCCUUUAAUCAAUGAAGCUUGUCUCUAACAGGCAGCCAAAUCUCUCUGCUCUGAUCCAUAACAGAGGGGGUUUACUGUCAGACUAUGGGAUUAUGUUUUGAAAGAUCAUGUUGAGCCCAAAUAUGAUGUCCUAUGACAGAAGUGACAAUCCAUUUCACUGACAACCCAUGACAGGAGUUGGAAUAAACAUUAUUAUUAUUAUUAUUAUUAUUAUUAUUAUUAUUAUUAUUAUUAUUAUUAUUAUUAUUAUUAUUAUUAUUAUUGUUGUUGUUGUUGUUGUUGUUGUUGUUGUUGUUAAUAAUAAUAAUAAUAAUAAUGAUAAUAAUAUGCACUGCCCCUUUCUAAAAUAAAUACAUUUAUCUUUUUUUCACAGCAGCCUACCUUACGUCGAAGUAUAAGGGCCACAUAAAGAAAAAAAAAAACGAAGACUUCAAUAAUUUAAGAGAAUAACGUCAAGCGAAGUGACUCAUAUCUCAAAUCAAAAGCAUUAGCAGAAAUGCUUUUUCAUUUCAAAGUCAUGGCUGCACUAUUUGACUCAAAAAUAAAAAUCAAAAGCAAUAUUCCAAAAUGCAAUUUCAUUUUCUUCUUCAAGACUGCUCAUUUUGUGACUAAAUUAAAAAGCAAAAGCAAAUCACUUUAACAUUUAAUUUUCAAAAUAUUCACCAGCAAAAAGGUAACAAAAUUCAAUUUGAAAUGUCAAAUUCGAAAAUUCAAAAGCAUUAGCAGAAAUGCUUUUUCAUUUCAAAGUCAUGGCUGCACUAUUUGACUCAAAAAUAAAAAUCAAAAGCAAUAUUCCAAAAUGCAAUUUCAUUUUCUUCUUCUAGACUGCUUAUUUUGUUAAUAACAUAUAAAGCAAAAGCAAACUCAGAACUGCUUAUUCGUUUUCCGGCUUGCCGUGCAAAAAGCAUCUCAUAAUUCAAUCUGAGUUCGCAAUCUCAAGUGGCGCAGGAAAGUGACGUCACAAACCCCACUCGUUCUGGCCCCUUCUGGUCGAUAGGGGGCAGUGAAUCCGUGUGUCAUUCGUUCAUGAGUAAUGAUUUUAUUACAACUUUAUUCUCGUUAGUAAUGACUUUAUUCUUGUAAGUUAAGGACUUAAAUCUCUAAGUCUUAUUUAUUUAUUUUUCUUAAUGCAGCCCUUAUACUCAGUCGUACUACCUUAGGAGGUGACUUUUAAAAUUUUGAUUUGAAAAGUAUUUCUCCCUUUUUAAAGCAUAUUUCUGCCUUCUCAGUUUAAAACCUACAUGCCUGAUGGGCUCAGAGAAAGAGUGUGAUUAUUUCCAGGUUUUCUGGGGAGUAAGUCUACAGGUGUUGUUGGUUGGUAAGUUAAACGUUGCCACAUAAACUUGGGCCCUGCCUCUUUUAGCAUCCACUUUGUCUCUGACUGGAAGUUGGACAAAUCUCUACAGUCUGUAGAAUAAACUCAAACAUAAACAUGAUAAAAAAAUAAUAAAUAAACAUAAUUUAAAAAAAAAAGAUACUAAAAUCUUUAGUAAAUUAUUUAUUUCAGAUUGAAAGGUGUAAAAUAGAACAGGUAACUGUUGGGGACUGUGAAGGGUAUGAGAUGCAUUACACCCAAAACAGCACAAUGGAAAUGCAAUUGUAGACUGUGUGAUUUUACCCAUCAUCUUCUGGGGAGGUGCCAUGAAGCCCUGAGAUGGUUACUGCAUUCAAACAUUAACUCCAACCACUCCAAAACUACCAAAGAGCUAAAGUUAGGGUGAGCUUAGCAUCCUGAAAAACCUGCACAGUGCACCCACCUGUCAGUCAAAUCCUGGUCACUAAUGCAUCACUCCACUGUGAUAUAAACCAUUGUGUUUAAGACAAUUCAACCCCUGCUCAAUUUGAAUAGAAAUGAAGAAGUAAAUUAGAAAUGAGCGGCUGGGGCCAGUCUACUUUCUAAAUUUACCAGUUGAUAUGUUGAAUCCUGCUGUCAAAAUGGAUAUUAUAGCAUAAGUUUGUAAUGGGGUUUCAUUGGCUACAUGAGCCAGCUUCAAGUGGAUGCCAGAAAACCGCAAUUAUUUCUAACAGCUUCAAGUCAGCAGAGAGAAGAGGUGUGUGGGAAAAAGACUAUCCUUAGACUAUGUCCUAAGGAGCCAGUUGGACAUGAUAAAUUACAGAUGUUAGAUGGCUGAAAGCACUUUUAGUUUCCAGCAUCAUUUAUCUGAUCUUUCUCUACUAAUGACACGGCUGUUUUUGUCCAUCCACAAAGACUUAUGUUUGCUCCUUUUUUUGAGGGUUCCUUUACAAAAACUUAACAAAAUAGUGGGUGAAACAUUAAAACACAUCGUCCUUUGGCAGCAGGUAUGAUGGUAAACUCAAAAAGCACAAUGUUAGCCCAACCUCGAGGCGCCAGAUCGAAUAAUGCCCAUGUUGUUAUUGUGAAAGAAAAUGACAAACAACCUGCUCUGCUGAUAAGGUGAAUAAAGGUAAGGUGAAAUUAAUGUGAACUCUUUUCCUGUUGUGGUCUGAAAAAUAUUGUUUAUCUGAGUUAUUACAAUAUUUUGUAUACGAAUGUGUUUGUGUGCCAGCCAGGCAGGACCUGGGUCUGUCUGUGUUAUUUCCUUUUCUUGUCAACAGGGCUACCAGGAAUGAACUCAAACGGCCUCAUCAUGAUUAAGAAUAUGGAGAGAAGGCAGAGGGGUCAAGAAACUCCUCAAUUAAAACAGUGACCAGACAACUAAAGACGGAAAGAAUCCACCUCAGUAUUUGGUCUUUUUCUGACAUGCGUUUGAGCCUUUACACAAUCAUUUUUAAGUCCUUUUAAUUAAAAAAAAUAAAAACUGUAGUGUUGUAAAUCUGCACUGUUAGUUCAGCCAAUCUGAAUAAACAAAUUGUCAAAAAACUCGGUCAGGUAGCACACUGAACUUACAAUAGCCAGCUUACAUGACUGAAGCUUAUCAAGCUCUUGGCAGCCUGUCCUUCUGACAUAUAACAUAAAAUGUAAAAGUCCAAUAUGUCAUAGAGAGCACAAAAACAUAUCUGUAAGAAUCAGUGCUUUAGUUGACUGCUCAAGGACAACCAAGGAAAUCUUCAGUUCAAAAACACAACAUCUAUUUAGGUCACAUGAAAAGUUGUACAGCGCUGGACUCGCAAUGACAGAGCUCCUAGGAUCUCCAUCACAACAAGUGCCCAUUUCCGGGAGCAAUUUACAUUUAUCUUCUUGGCUAAGGCUGCCUAUCAUACAGAGGUUGGACUAAAUAUGCAACUGAGUAUCAUUGGCCAGUUAUCUCUGAUGUGAACAGGCCAACCACUGUUCACACGUCUUACUAAAAUGUGUGUGUGUUGUUGACCUUGAGGCGUGUGACUCCUGUAGCAAACCUGUCCAACAGAACAAAGGAAGCCUUAUAGCACAUCAGGUUACUCCUUAUCAAGUUAGAUGUCAUAGUGUUCUGAUUAGAUGAAAACAACCUGUUAGUAAAUGGAAACAUUCAUUAAAUUGCAUGAGUUCAGUGGAAAAGUACAAAUCUAACAUUAGCAAAAUAAAACACAAUUCAACAUGUCUGAGACUGAUCUUUAAAAAGAUGUAAACACAUGUAACCUUGGUGGCUGGUCUAUCUGUUAGCAUCAGGCCAGUUUUACUCAAAACUGAGCAUGUGGGCAUUUUAAAACUUUUACAGUGUUACGCAAGUUCUCACUCAAAUCCAUUAGUUAAAAAAAACUUGACACAUAUAUAACAAACUCGAUCAAAUUAAGGGUUCUUUUCCCUUCUUUUUGGGAUUCAUUUUUCUUACACAAAUAUGUCAAAUUAAUAGCAUAUGAGGGUUUUACCAGUCAAAGAUGGGAAGAAUCAGCAGCUUUAAAAACACAUAUAUAUCCGUAUUUUGUCAACUGACUCUUCUUCCUGUAAUCCAAAUGGACCAGAAAAGUCUGCUGAGUGACUGUCGAUGUGUGUGAAAUGUUGUGAUUGAUCCAUAAAUAAAGACACACUCAACAAGCACACCUCACUGAAACCAUGCAUGUUUUUUCUUCAAUCAGAAUCCCUCCUGAUUCGUUCCUAAAACUGCUUUGAAUGUCAGAAAGACCAGGUUUCAUCAGUAGUGCUUACUACUUUAGAGAAAUCCUGGGUGCCGUAAAUCAGACUUAGGGCUCUAUUUUCAUGCCUGCCGCUGGUGCGGCUGAGGGUGGAGCAGCCCGCGCAGUAGUAUUUUUGUCUGGCAAAGUCCAGCGCACUGCCACUUUGGUAUUUUGGUAGACUGAGGUGUACCAAGGUCCACAAAGCUAGGUGUGGUGGCGUGGUUAGGAGGAGAUGUCGGCAGAAUCAGCUGGUGCAGUGACAUUUUUGUGCCCGCUGGCGGCAUGGAAAGUGCACUGAGAGCUUGCCGAUUCAAACCUGGUCAGCUUUCAGCACAGGCGAAGUGCAGCUGGUCUAGUGGUAUUCUGGUAGACCAGCGGCAUAGUGUGCAUAUGUCACCAGUGCCCCACCGGCAGGUGUCCACAGUGUCAGGUACAUUUCAGUGCAAUAAAUAACCACCACUGCCAAUAUUCUGAGUCAGCACAUACAUUUUAAUCUAUAUAGAUAUAUUCUGAUUUAUAUCUUAUCUGAUGAGUGAGUUUGGCACGUGUUUGACACUCCAUCUGACCAAAUUAACACAGCUGAAACUGCAUUGAUAAAUAGUCACAUGAUGGAGUCAACAAGAUAUUUAAUUUGUCUCCCCCAUUUUUCUCUCUCUCUCUUCUUCUUUCUCAUGCAGCUUGACCCGGACAUGUCUCCUUGUCCUGUCCCCGUCCUGCUGCGGCUGCGGCGGCUGACCAGAUGAUUUAUUUUAGUGAUCAAAUAAAUUAUUUACUUAAAAAAUAAAAUAAACUUUUAUUCAAAAUAACCUGUUUAUCUGAUGUUUUCACAUCCUUAAAAUUCCGUGAAUAUUCAAGCCGGAGUCAGGCCCACAAACGAAUAUUAUAAUAUUCAGCUGCGUGAGUCAAGUUAAUUUUAUAUGCCAACAUCAAUGAAGAGCCUGGCCACAAAGAGUGAAGCGUCCUUUACACACAGGAGGUUCUGAUUUUAAUGCCAUGAUUGGAAUUUGUUUAUGUUGUGAUCUGUGCGCACAACCCCCCUUUGUCAUGUGGGCUCUAAAUAUAUGCAACUCGAUGUGAGUGUCUUUAUUUGUGGAAAAGGGUGUUUGUUUUACCAUUGGGUACAACCUUACACACACCAAAUCCCUCUGAACUUAUUUUAGAGCGUGUGGAGAAUGCCCUCCGCAGCGCUUAUCAAAACACUUGUUAAGGGGUUGCCUUCUGCCGCCAGUGUGUGGCAUUGCUGUCUUCAGCCAUCUCUUGUUCUCCUUGACUACUUCACAAAACUUGUAAUACACCUCGCCAGUGGCGGAUUUAAAGGUGAGGAGAGGAGCUGAUCUGAUUCUUGAGCUGCUUAGUUUGCCAUUCACCUAAAUAUGAGUUCAGUGAGCACAGUCAUUUUAGCCCAUUCACACACAACAUCAAUGUAGAGGAAUGAGCCUACAGGUAUCAGAAAGGUGUGGAUGGAUCCGGACUAAACUUGAAUAAGACAAUGACAGCUGAUCUCAGACCCCCUGACUUGAAAGUAGAGAUUGAUCAAUGAUCUCUUUUUGCUGAUAAUAAAACUAUUACCUUGUGGUUGCAUCUCACUUUAUAAUCAAACACAAGUACAAAUGGUGCAGCAUGGUGGAGCACUAAGAACAACAAGGGAGCAUGCACAGUCGGUUUAGAGGAUGAUCAAUAACCAUAUAUUUUCUGGAGAUUUUUCUUUAUUUCAUUUAGUUUUGAAAAACAUAGAGAGGUGGUGUGUAUUCUGUGCAGUCCAGGGUAAUGUGACUUGACAAUCACCACUUGAUUGAGGAAUGAAAACUUAAUUAUAUAGUAGUGUUCAAGAUAUCACAGGGUUCAUAUCCAAUAACUUUUUUAUAACCACCUUUGUAGUUGUAGACUGAGCACACAAAACACAUCAUCAGUCAGUCAGUCCAGCUGUCAGUUUGAUCCACGCUGGGCUGAAUUUGCAGUGAAACUUGUUUUCUCUUUCUUUCUUUCUUUCAUUCAUUCUUUUUUUUUCUUUUUUUUUGAGAGAAGGACUCUUAUUAACCUUGGUCUCUGCCUGUCUACCUAUUUCUCCAUCACCCAAUCUUGACCAAACAUAAAGGCGUGUAAAACAACAAUCAUACUCUUCAGCCUCAGCAUGGAUAGUUAAGGGCAUACAGCAAAUUUAAGUAUGCAAAUGAAACUCAAAUGAUGAACACUGGAAAAAUUACAAGUCAUAUAUUCUCAUGGUAAAGCUGUGUUGCGCUAUCACUGUUUAAAAAAAUUAAUGCCUAAUGUCGGGGUUUGGCUUGGUUACAACCUCAUAGUCUGCUUUGAUAAGCACCAACAAUGCUUUGUGCAGCCAAAUCAGUUUAACUGUGCUGCUUGUUUAUGUAUCUUCCACACUUUGAUGUAAUUUGGCAGACCACUCUAUGAAGCAGCUUCCAAGCAGAAUAAUGAUGGGCCAAGACUAUAUUCUACAAAGCUCAAGAGAUCCAGUAUUUCCACACGAACCUACAAUAAACACAUAAACACAAUGACUGAUUUGGGGGUAAAAAUAAAAUAAAAUAGAAUGAAAUGUAAAAGUUGACAAUGCAUUGUUGAUGACUGCAAACUCUGUUAAAUUUUCAUAGGUUAUCUUUUACAUGUCCAUUCCAUCCAUUAUUUUUACCACUUUUUCCCCACAGGGGGCUGGAGCUAAUGUCAGCAGUCAAUCAUAGGGCUGACAUACGCUUGGCUGACAGUAUUAUAUCAGGCCUGAUAUUGUAUUUUGGGCGGAUAAUCCAAAAAUAUGUACAAGGUACAGUAUAUGAUGCGCAUGAUUUGGACAGGAAGCUGGCAUACCCUGACAGAUACACCCACACAUGUGUAUAACAUGCAAACUCCACACAGGAAGGCCCCUACCCGGCAGAGGAUUCAUACCAGCAACCUUCUUACUCUGGGGCAGCACUUAUCAGUGCACCACUGUGGAGCCCAUUGUCUUACAAAGUUUUACUGUAAAUAAAUUACAGCAGUGUGUUUCAGAACAACAAUUACCUGUAAUUUUGCUUUCAUUUGUUCAUUAAUAGACUUACUCUGUUUUCCACUUAAACUGCUGAGGUAAUCUAGAAACUACAGCUAAAAGAUUUUAAUAUACCUGUUAGAGCCAUUUAUCUAUUAAAGACAGCAGUCAACCCUUGCUGCUGAUUGGUCCAAAGAUUAAGCAUGCAACCAGUGGGUGUGGGAUCCUGUUAUUUGAGGCUGUGAAGAUGCUGGACUCUGAUCAUGUUUAAGGAUACAUGGUCAGUCAGUCAGUCAGUCAGUCAGUCAGUCAAUCAAUCAACUUUAUUUCUACAGCACAUUUAAAAUAACCACAAGGGUAGCCAAAGUGCUGUACAAUGACACAUAAAAACAAAUAACACAGUCAAAGAACAAGAUAAGGCGAGCAGAAAUACAGUAAUGCAAAGGAAUAAAUAAGUAAAUAAAUAAGCAGGCUCACGGCAAGUGCUAAGAUGAUAAAAAACAAAAUAACACUAAAAAGUAUCAAAAGCCAAGGAGUAAAAGUGCGUUUUUAAAAGGGAUUUAAAAACAGGAAAUGAGGAGGCCUGUCUGAUUUUCAAGGGCAACUCAUUCCAGAGCUUCGAGGCGGCAGCAGCAAACGCUCUGUCCCCUCUGAGCUUCAGCCUUGUAAUGGGGACCGUCAGUAGCAGCUGAUCGGCUGAUCUUAAGGGUCGGGGUGGGCAAUAAGGCUGGAGCAUCUCCGAAAUGUAAGGUGGAGCAAGAUUGUUCAGGCUUUUAAAAACAAAUAUUAAAAGCUUAAAAUGAAUUCUGUACUGUACAGGGAGCCAGUGUAAGGACGCCAGGAUGGGGGUGAUGUGCUCACGCCUGCGGGUCUGGGUGAGGAGACGUGCAGCAGAGUUCUGCACAAGCUGCAGGCGGGCAAGCGAAGCCUGGCUAAUCCCUAUGUACAGAGAGUUACAGUAAUCAAGACGGGUAGUGAUGAAAGCAUGGAUUAAUUUUUCCAGGUCAGAUUUUGAUAAAAUGGGCUUCACCUUCGCUAUUUGACGUAGCUGAUUAAAGCUUUUUUGUACCACCCCGCUGAUCUGCUUCUCAAAUUUAAAAUCAGCGUCAAACUUAAUUCCCAGAUUAGUGACGACCUCUUUAAGGUAGGGUGAGAGGGAGCCUAGGUCGAUGUUGGGGGGGUGGCCGCCACUUGGUCCAAACAACAUUACUUCAGUCUUGUUCUCAUUAAGACUGAGGAAGUUAAAAGAAAGCCAGGCUUUAAUGUCCUUAAGGCAGUCAGUGAGUUGUUGGACUGAGUCAGAGUUGUUCUGUGCUAGUGGAAAAUAGAUCUGGCAAUCAUUGGCAUAAAAAUGAAAGGAGAUGCCAUGUUUCCUAAAAACAGAACCAAGGGGGAGUAAAUAAAAGGCAAAUAAAAGAGGGCCAAGGAUUGAGCCUUGGGGGACCCCAUGUGGGAGGGGAGCUGUUGACGACACAGAGUUGUCAAGUUGAACACAGAAGCUGCUGUCGUUAAGUACGACCGGAACCAGUCCAGGGCAACACCCUUAAUGCCCACACAGUGCUCAAGGCGAGAGAUUAAAAUGCUGUGGUCAACAGUGUCAAAUGCAGCAGACAGAUCUAGGAGCACAAGGACAACAAACUUUCCAGAGUCUGUUGACAUGAGAAUAUCAUUAGACACCUUUAAAAGCGCUGACUCUGUGCUAUGGAGAGCUUUAAAACCAGACUGGAACAACUCUGUGAUACCAUUAUCUUCCAAAAAUGGUAACAAUGAUUGUAGACCACCUUCUCUAGAAUCUUGGACAGAUAUGGAAGAUUUGAGAUGGGUCUGAAACUGGCACAGAGGGAUGGGUCAAGGCCAGUUUUUUUAAGUAGAGGCCGUACUACAGCAUGUUUAAAAUCCUUAGGUACUGUACCAGAGGAGAGGCUACUGUUAACAAUAUUAAGGACACUUGGUCCAAUAGUAGCAAGUACUUCUUUAAACAAGCGAGGGGGGAUGGCAUCUGCAGGGGAACCAGAAGGCUUCAUAUGGCUGACUAUGUCCUUAAAAAUAGAGAGGGACACAGACUCAAAUUUAGAGAAGACAGAUGAGGGGUGCAGAGGGGCUGAAUGGUCAUACGAAGGUUGAGAGAUACAGGCUCUGGUUGACAUAAUUUUAUCAGUGAAGAAGUGGAGGAAUUUUUCACAAAUUUCAGUGGAGGCAUCAACCAAGAGACUUGGGAGCCUCAAGGACAGUGUUUAUGGUUUUGAACAGAGCGCUGGGGUUGUUACAGUUAAAAGCAAUUAAUUCUGAGAAGUAUUUAUUCUUCUCGGCUUUUACAAUCCUCUGAUAAUUCCUCAGACUAUCUUUAAGGAUGCCAAGAGACACGUGCAGUCUGUCAUUUUUCCACCUGCGCUCCGCCCUCCUGCACUCACACCUGGCUGCACGAGUGACGUCGUUCAACCAGGGCUCGGGUGUAGGUUUGGUGCGCCGGGUCUUCAGAGGAGCGAUCGUGUCCAGUGUUUGUAGACAGGUGGAGUGAAAUCUCAGUACCAGUUCCUCAGUAUCCAAACACACAGAGGCUGCAGAGUCGUCCUCGCAGAGACCAACGUAGGUAGAGGAGAACAGAGCAGGCGAGGAAGAGUUAAACAUGCGACGCGGUUUAGGUGGAGCACGCAAUUUAACCGGACACUGAGUGGGGAUGUCAAAUAAAAUCGGAUUCGAGAAAACAGCGUCACAAAUGUCAAGGUUGGAAACACAUAGACCGUGCGAGAGCACUAAGUCUAGUGUGUGCCCGAGAUUAUGUGUAGAACCGGACACAGACUGCACGAAGUUAAAAGAGUCAAUGAGAUUUAAAAAGCUCCUGGAGACCGGCUCUUCAGGGCAACAAGUGUGAAUAUUAAAAUCACCAACAAUAAGGACACGGUUGUAUUUCGGCAGAAUUUCGGCCAGAAUUCAGAAAAGUCACUUAUAAAAUCCUUAUUGUACUUGGGUGGUCGAUAAAUGACGGUGCACAGGACAACAUGAGAGCAGCCCAGUUCAAACAAGCUCAUUUCAGAACUUGCAAAGGAGAAUUUCAGGCAGAUCUGCCGGCAUUUGAAGUUGCUUGUAAAAAUAACUGCUAUUCCACCUCCAUUUUUAUUUUACACUGUCAUUUUGCAGAUGCUUUAUCCAAAGUGAUGUCCAUUUGAGGUUCAGUUUUGCUACUCUUACUAUUAUUAGCUAUGUCAGUGUUGAAUUUCCUCUCUGAAUGUCAAAGUAUUGUCUUAUAUAAACAGAGUGAUGGAUUGAAGACUGAUUGUUUUUCCUUUGUCUGUAAAUACUCCUAAAUGAAAGCAAACAUUAUGCAUACAGAGCAUUUUAAAGGAACAUUCACAAAAUAAAAAUGCAAUAAGACAUCUUCUGUAAUCUUGCAAUAGUAAUCACUGUGAGGUGCGCUGAAAUAGAGGAUAUGAAUCCUGCCAGCACAGAAAAAGCCAUUGGAAAACACAAGCUGUUGAUAUUAAAAAUAUACAGCUCUAUAAUAAGCCUUUAUGUCAAACCUUUUCUGAGGAGUUUUCAAUCAGACAUAAGGCUAUGAGAAACAGAAAUGUGAGGGGCUUUUUUGUCUCCAUGGUGAGCUGUGUGAGGUCUGACAAAUGUCCUGAAGUGAUGUCAGCUCAGGCAGCAGUCGGGGAUGGAUUGGAAAGGUGGAAAUGAAAAAGUAAGAAAGAAGAAAAUGAGCCCUGCUGACCUCAAAAGCUCUUGCCUCACAUCUGCCUCAGGUUAGAGGCUCCAGGAAACAUCAGAAUCAUUAACAUUUUGAGAUUGCAUUGCUGGACUGACUGUACAGUUACAUAUAAAUUACAUUAUGAUACAACCAGCUUCUGAGUGGCUUUGUAGAAGCCAACAGUAAGUGUAAGCACAGAGCUCAGAUUUUAUGUUUGUGUGGAGCAUAUCUGAUUAUUUAAAAUAUUGGUCAGUUGUUUGGUGCAAAUAAUGUGGGAGUGUUGCCAAACCUAACCCUCAGAGAUCUCAUGAUCUCUCCUGUAGCAUCACCCUUAGGACAAAAAAACACCUUCUCACCUUCUAAACAGUGAGACUUUUGAGAAGCAUGCUCUUUACUGUAAAGAUUGUUCAUCUAAAACUUUUAGUAUGGUGUUGUAAAAUUACAGCAGGGACAUUAUUUUCCUCUUUGAAAGGACUGAGGUACAGUCAUGUCACAUGGUGCAAUGUCCUGAAAAUGUCUCAGGCAGGGAUGAGUCAUGAUUUAAUAACAAGUUAACAGGCACCGAGUAUCCAGCAGAUGUGUUUAAUAUGAGAACACUAUAAUGAAGGCAUGAAUCACACCCAGGAUACAAAAAAAACAAGUUAUAAAUUCAGCCAUCUCUCUCAAGUGGGAUGUAAAACUCUGUUAGCACAUUACUCCUACCACAGCUGUCAUUUUAGAGUCUCAGAAAUAUUCCAAUUACAGCAACAAUGGCUCCUCUUUCUUUUGUCCUUUCACAUUUUUCAAUGAUUUCAACUAUUAUUUUUUUCAUCUGAUGUGAUAAUGGGACUGGAAAUGCUCUGCAAUCCUGACAAACAGCCAAAAGGUAAAUUGAUAUUCACAUGUGAAUGAAAGCAUGAUGAAAGGCUGCUGAUAAUGCAUCUGAGAAACAUAUUGGAAAAACACCUAUCACUGCACAUUAAGUCCCCCAGUCCCCCGACAAAACUUGCCCAUUUCAUCAACACUUCGAUAAUGUAUUCAGGAAAAUAAUUCUGACAGAGUAUUUAACCAUGUCUACCUCAGGGCUCUCAAGUUUUGAACUAAGCUUAGAGUGAGAUUUCCUUGGGGGGGGGGGAUUGAAGAUAAUUAUUAGUAUAAUUAUCUCUUAAAUACAACGGAGUAUAAGGGGCACAAUUAGAAAAAAAAACGUUUUUAAAUCUUAGAGAAUAAAGUUAUUAUUUGGGAGAAUAAAGUCAUUGAUAUAUAAGUAUUAAGUCGUAAAGUUACCUGUUGUGAAAGAGAGUUGUUAAAAUCAGCACUGUGGAGCAUUUAGAUGAAUUGUACUUCAGUAUAGGUUUCACAGAUAUGAAGAUACUUAAUCCUUUGGUACAUGAGCAUUACACUGUCAUGAGUAUCAGAACUUAUAUUUGAGAUAUAUGAGAAAUGCUGCUUUUGUGGAGGGGAAAAUGGCCGGAAAUGGCUGUUCAGAGGCUAAAUCUGUCAAUACAGCUGUUAAUAGCAAUAGCAUAGGGCUUUAGUUUAUCAUAUGAGUCUAUAUGCUAUGAGGUGUUGAGGUCUCUGCAUGUGUAGGUUACUGACUUACUGUAAUCAUCGGGUCUAUCUCGUCCUUAUAAAAACCUGCUCUAUUUCGGCGAGUGUCUGUCUUCUUCUGUAGUCAAACCGUAAGAUAUCAAAAUCUACCCGGAUACAGCAAUGCUGCUUUUUUAAUUGGCUGUUCAGUAGAUAUACUUUAUUUGAUUGGCUUGCACGUGGAACGCAGCUUCUGAACUCUCGGAGGAACUCAAUUGAUUCCUACCUGUACCAUAGUUAAAGAGGUGCAACUUGGUGGACAUCACCAUGUUCAUUUAAAUGCGUGAGAAAUACAAUGUGUGGCGUGUGAGCGUGUGAACGGGUGGGAAUGCUUGUGUCACACGCUGAAUGCAUGAGACUUGAGAGCCCUGCUACCUUGAUCAAGGUCUCUCCAGUGUAACGGGUAUUGACUGGACCCAACUGCAGCACAAACAAGCAGGUUCACUUUAACAACAGUCUUUAUUGAACACCAAAUCCAAUGAAGCAGCAGAGUAUAGCAGGUGGGUAUGGCAGGAUUCGAACUCGGGUCUUCCGGGUGAUAGGCGAGCAGAUUAGCAGUGGACCACAGGUCAGGCAAGAGUUUUGGACUCGUGAGCAGGGAAUUGUCCACAGUCUUAAUUUGCUCCACGAGUGUAGUGAAGGGGAAAACGCUCAACUCACAGCUGGAGGAAGAUUUCUUGGAGAGUGGUUCAGGUGAGGACUGGGUGAGGAUCCAGAGCUUGCAGAGGAGCUGGCAGAACCAACGUCGGCAGAGGAGGUGAGUUGGCGAGGUGAAGCUGACGAGAAGGGGGAUCUCAACAGAGCAGGAACAGGCUGAGUGCCAUUCAGCCGCAGGCAGACGAAUAGCAGGAAACAGGCAGGCAAAGCUCGUAGUCAAGGAUAGAAGGCAGGUAGGUUUACCGGGGCUGAGGCGAGAAGCAAAGGUCAGGGGCAGAUCAGGUCGAUACCAGGUAAGCAGUCCGGGAAUUAACGCUGGAGAGUCAGGCAUGAGAGCGAAGACAAUCUGGCAAAGAGUGAGGGGAAAGAAGCUGCAUAUAUACUGGCCUGAUUGGAGAUGAUGAGCAGGUGAGAGCAGCAGGUGGAAGCAGUUAGCUGAUGAGGGGUGUGGCUGAGCAGCAGAGCAGGAGAGGGGCAGAGCAGACUGUUACAGAACCCCCCCCCUCAAGGGAUGGCUCCCGACAUCCCCAAAGGUUAAACUGGGGGGGGGGGGGGGCCGGGGGGAAUGGAGGUGGGCCUAAAACUCCUGGGAGCAAGACCUUGUCAUCUCUUCAGCAGGGUGGGUGGAGGGGGUCUGGAGGAGGGUUUCUCUGACACCUGACAUCUCCCCCGCAGAACGGUCCUCCACAUCCUGGACAGGUGGGGGCAAGGAGCGGGUUCCUCGACGAGCUGACUCAUUGGCUGGCUGGUCAGGAUGUUGCCGAUGAAAGUUGGCCACGAGGUUGGGGUCCAAAAUGUGGCGAACAGGAACCCAAGAUCUCUCCUCAGGACCGUAACCCUCCCAGUCCACAAGGUACUGGAGACCCCUACCCCGCCGUCGCGAACGAACUAGGUGGCGCACUACAUACACCGGACCACCGUCAACCAUUCGUGGAGGGGGAAGUAGUGGUGCCGCAGGGACCAAGGGGCUGUUGUGGACUGGCUUAACCUUGGAGACAUGGAAGGUAGGGUGUACUCUCAUGGACCGUGGGAGUUUCAACCGGACUGUCACAGGGUUGAUGACCCUCUGAAUGGUGAAAGGCCCAAUGAACCUUGGAGCCAUCUUUUUGGAUUCCACCCGGAGAGGUAAGUCUUGGGUAGAGAACCACACCUGCUGACCCGCUUGGUAGGUAGGUGCAGCAGUACGGCGGCGGUUGGCAUUGGCAGCGUAACAACCCACGGAACGGAGGAGGGUGGAGCGAGCCUGGAGCCAUGUUCUGCGGCAGCGACGGAUGAAGGCUUGGACUGACGGAAGGAGACCUCCUUCUCCUGGGCUGGAAAAAGUGGUGGUUGAUAGCCGUAAGCACACUGGAAUGGAGAGAGGCCAAUAGCAGAGCAGAUGAGGGAGUUGUGGGCAUAUUCCACCCACAAAAGUUGUGACGCCCAAGAAGAGCGAAUUCCUGGACGUCCUCUUGCAAAGUGGGCCACCAGAAACAUUGGAGGAGGGCAUGCUGUGUCCGUUGAAUCCCAGGGUGGCAGGAGAGCUUGGAGGAGUGGGCCCAUUGUAACACCUCUGACCUCAAGGCUGGUGGAACAAAUUGGCAGUUAGACGGGCAGGAACUGGGGCCCGGCUGUCCUUCUGUGGCUGCCCUCACCUUCUCCUCAAUGUCCCAGGUCAACAUGGCUACAAGACAGGAAGUAGGUAGGAUGGUCUCAGCUCCAACAACCGAAUCCUCUGUCCUCUGGAACUGUCGGGACAGGGCGUCAGGCUUGACAUUGCGGGAACCAGGACGGUAAGAGAGGGUGAAGUUAAAACGGGCGAAGAACAGGGACCAGCGGGCCUGGCGAGAGUUCAGUCUUUUUGCAGAGCGUAUGUACUCCAGAUUCUUGUGGUCAGUCCAUACAAGAAAAGGUUCCUUCGUGCCCUCCAACCAAUGGCGCCACUCUUCUAAGGCCAUCUUUACUGCCAAGAGUUCCCUGUUACCAAUGUCAUAGUUUCUUUCUGCAGAGGAUAGACGGCGGGAGAAGAAGGCACAGGGAUGGAGCUUCUGGUCAGUGCAUGAGCGUUGAGACAAGACGGCCCCCACCCCAACAUCAGAGGCAUCUACCUCGACCACAAACUGGCGUUCAGAGUCAGGCAUCAGGAGGAUGGGCGAUGAGGUGAACCGAUCCUUGAGGAACUGGAAGGCCGCUGCAGCUGCAGAAGACCACUGAAAGGGCACCUUGGAGGAGGUCAGAAUGGUGAGAGGGGCUGCAACUGAGCUGUAGUUGCGGAUGAAGCAACGGUAGAAAUUGGCGAACCCAAGGAAGCACUGAAGCUGCUUGCGGUUCUCCGGAACAGGCCAGGAGGUAACAGCUGAGACCUUGGCUGGGUCCAUCUGGAUGCUGCCUUGUGCCACAAUGUACCCCAGAAAAGAUGCUGAAGGAACAUGGAACUCGCACUUUUCUGCUUUAACAUAAAGGGAGUUCUCCAAGAGGCGCUGAAGGACGGACUGGACAUGAUGAAUGUGCUGCUCUUUGGACCGGGAGAAGAUGAGUAUAUCAUCUAGGUAAACAAAGACAUACUGGUUUAUCAUGUCUCGGAGAACAUCAUUAAUCAGAGCCUGGAAGACGGCAGGGGCAUUGGUGAGGCCAAACGGCAUUACGAGGUACUCGUAGUGUCCGGUAGGGGUGUUGAAUGCCGUCUUCCAUUUAUCUCCUUCUCUGAUGCGGACGAGGUGGUAGGCGUUGCGUAGGUCGAGUUUGGAGAAAAUGGUGGCCCCCUGGAGCAGUUCAAAGGCAGUGGACAUGAGUGGCAGUGGGUAACGGUUCUUUACCGUGAUCUCAUUCAGUCCUCUAUAAUCUAUGCAAGGUCUCAAUGUCUUGUCCUUCUUCUCAACAAAGAAAAACCCUGCUCCAGCAGGGGAUGAAGAGGGACGAAUGAUGCCUGCGGCCAAGGAGUCAUUUAUGUAUGUCUCCAUGGCCCUUCUUUCGGGUUCAGACAGGGAGUACAGGCGACCCUUGGGAGGUGAUGAACCAGGCAGGAGAUCAAUGACGCAAUCAUAGGGUCGGUGUGGAGGCAGAGAGGUGGCUCUGGUUUUGCUGAAGACCUGGCGGAAGUCAUGGUACUCGGGUGGCACCCCACUGAGGUCAGGUGACGAACUGGAGCUACACCCAGAGGGAUGAAGCGGAACUGAGGCUUGCUGCAGGCACCUCUGAUGACAGGAGGAACUCCACUCCUGGAUGGUCCCAGUUGCCCAGUCGAUGUGAGGAUUGUGAAGACGGAGCCAUGGAUAUCCCAGGAUAAGUGGCAGGCAGGAAGAGCUCAGGAUGUGAAACUGGACGGUUUCAUGAUGGUUACCAGACAGUAGCAGGUGAACAGGAGAGGUCUGAUGCGUGAGGGUGCCCAGGACAUGUCCAUCUAAGGCUCGAGCAGGAACCGGGUGAGGCAAAGGAACCCGCUCAAGCCCCAGCUGAAGGACCACCUCCUCGUCAAUGAUGCUGGCAUCAGCCCCGGAGUCAAUGAAGAUAGCCAAGGUGUGGGGGCCAUCUGGAAGGAGGAGGCGGCCUUGGAGCAGGGGUCGCUGGCUUUGGGGAGGUGACAGGGUAGUUGAGCUCACCAGGGUCUCCCCAACUACUGAUGAGCUCUGGCUUUUGCUGGACAGCCGGAGAUGUAGUGUCCCGCUGCCCCACAAUAGAGGCAGAGAUUAGACUUGCGUCGACGCUCUCUCUCUUCCAGGGAGAGAGAGGUGCGGCCCAACUGCAUGGGCUCUGGAUCCUCAAACUGCUGACCCAAUGGGGUGGAGUUGGGUGCAGCAGCACCCCCACGGGAGCGAGGUAGACGAGAAUGUUGGGUUCCUCCUUGACGCUUCUCUCGUCGACGAGUCUGAACACGAAGGUCGAUGCGGACGGCCAAGUCAAUCACCCCGUCCAAGGUGAGGGAGGUGUCAUGUGAAACCAGUUCAUCUUUAAUGUAAUCUGCCAACCCAUGGAGAAAGGCAUCACGGAGAGCUGCACUGUUCCAUCCACUUUGGCUGGCUCUGGUGCGGAAAUCAAUGGAAUAGUCAGCCACUGUUCGUUCGCCUUGCUUCAGUCCCAUCAGUCCCCUUGCCGAAUCAGAACCAGAAUUCUCAAACCCAAAAACCUUCCGAAGCUCGGCAGCAAACAGGUCAAAGGAAACACAGGCUGGAGACCGCCUCUCCCACUCAGCUGUUCCCCAUAGUCUAGCUCUGCCUGUCAGGUGGUUAAUGACAAACGCUACCUUCGCCGGUUCUGUGGCGAAGGUGCGGGGCUGUAGGGCAAACAGGAGAGAACAGUUGGUGAGGAAGGGGCCACAAGUCUCUCGAUCUCCAUCAUAACCCUCUGGGGUUCCCACCCGUGGCUCAGGAGCAUCGCUGGGUAGAGAAGAGGCGGGUACAGGUGCAGGAGCAGAAGGUGACGCUUCUGAAGAAAAGGCAGAUCCAGCAGAUGAGGGGAGCUGGGUCAGUUGAGCUGCUAGCUGUUGCAUCUGUGCGGCUAAAGCUGCAAGUGAUUGUCCUUGAGUCUCAGCAGCUCGUCUGGCUUCAGCGGCAGCUGCAGUCAUCUUGGCCUCAUGUUGCUGCAGAACGCCCUCAAUUCUCUCAAGGCGAUUCAGUGGUGAGGGAUUGUGUGCUGGGUCCAUAGUUUGGCCAGAUUGUACUGUAACGGGUAUUGACUGGACCCAAUUGCAGCACAAACAAGCAGGUUCACUUUAACAACAGUCUUUAUUGAACACCAAAUCCAAUGAAGCAGCAGAGUAUAGCAGGUGGGUAUGGCAGGAUUCGAACUCGGGUCUUCCGGGUGAUAGGCGAGCAGAUUAGCAGUGGACCACAGGUCAGGCAAGAGUUUUGGACUCGUGAGCAGGGAAUUGUCCACAGUCUUAAUUUGCUCCAUGAGUGUAGUGAAGGGGAAAACGCUCAACUCACAGCUGGAGGAAGAUUUCUUGGAGAGUGGUUCAGGUGAGGACUGGGUGAGGAUCCAGAGCUUGCAGAGGAGCUGGCAGAACCAACGUCGGCAGAGGAGGUGAGUUGGCGAGGUGAAGCUGACGAGAAGGGGGAUCUCAACAGAGCAGGAACAGGCUGAGUGCCAUUCAGCCGCAGGCAGACGAAUAGCAGGAAACAGGCAGGCAAAGCUCGUAGUCAAGGACAGAAGGCAGGUAGGUUUACCGGGGCUGAGGCGAGAAGCAAAGGUCAGGGGCAGAUCAGGUCGAUACCAGGUAAGCAGUCCGGGAAUUAACGCUGGAGAGUCAGGCAUGAGAGCGAAGACAAUCUGGCAAAGAGUGAGGGGAAAGAAGCUGCAUAUAUACUGGCCUGAUUGGAGAUGAUGAGCAGGUGAGAGCAGCAGGUGGAAGCAGUUAGCUGAUGAGGGGUGUGGCUGAGCAGCAGAGCAGGAGAGGGGCAGAGCAGACUGUUACAUCCAGCUAUUAACAAAUAUGUUUGGCCAUGUGUGACUGCAAAGUCGUAUUGACAUUACAUUCUUUAUGUACUCAUGUCCUGCACAUGACUUUUUGUCAUUUUAUGUGCUCAUAAAAAAAAAAAAAGGAAAGAUCUCUAGAGCAAAGAUUUCCUCACAAUGCAGGCUGAACAACAGGGUGUGACUUGAAUGAACUGCUGCUUCUGUGUGACUAAACCAUGGCCAAAAGUGACACCCUGCAUGAUCAUCAAACUUUAUGUUUAAUGAUCUCACUUUUCAAAUCUUAAAAGCCACAUAAUAGCAGCAAGAACUCAGUAAAAAGCAGUUCCAUUGAAAGAAAAAAAUACAGCUGGACCGUGUUUUACUCUAUGUGUCUCUUGUUUCCCCUGUCCACUUUAAGCUCUUUCACAUUCAUCACAUUUACACAUCGAAGGCAGAGGCUGCCAUCUAAAGAACCAUUAGUAUCGACUUAUCUCUAUCACACACUACAGGGCACAGCCAACACGAGCAGUUUAGGAUCAGUCUUGCUCAUUCACACUUUAGCAUGUGGACAGCAGAAUUGGGAUCGACCCCUUCCCACCCUCUUAUUGAGAAAGGCUGCUGAUGAGAUUCUUCAGAGAUUUCAAAUAAUUAUGAUAUUACAUACAAGGAGCACAUCCACAACAAAGAAUCCUUUUUCAAUUAUUUAUUCAUACAACAACACCCCCUAAAAUCUAAUAGUCUAGAAGGCUAAGCCGAACCAGCAGCAGGCACCACCAGGCUUGGCCCACAAAGUUUUCUGAGGGGAAACCGAACUGAGCCGAAGGGUCCGGGUCAGGGCUCUGUCUGUGGAGGGAUCCACUCUGAGCUGAGCCAAUUUGAAAUCCGGCUGUCAGCUAACAGCUAAGGGCUAACAGCUAACGGCUAACAGGUACCUCCUGUCCAACCAUGCUCCCACUCACCUCACCAUCCAGUUGUGAUCGCUGCCUCCAGCUGAGCCAAAUUAUCUCCGACCUGGAGGACCGCAUCUCCAACCUCUACCAACUCCACGGUUGAGAAAAGUUCUUGGAAUCUUUCAUUGUCACGACAGGAGCGACUGGUGCCGCUGCUGAAGCUAAGCUUGACGCCACCAUCCCGGUUGCCCUGAGCCAUCCCUCAACUCCAUGGGACAUCCCCGGCCCCCCCACCGCGCCCUCCGUCCGACCUGAGGCUGAUCUCCAUCCUAACAUCCCAGCGACUCAGCCCCCGACUAGAGGCGCCGAAGUCUGCUGGCUGCAGGAGGGUGCUAAGCCCAAGGCACCUCAUGGUUAUUUUACUCCCAACCCCAAACUGUGUAACUCCACUCCUGGUUCUUGGAUCCCGGUAAAAAGCAACACCAGGCUAAAGAAGAAAUCCCCUCCACGCCGAUGUUCCGUUGGAAUUCUUCUUUCCAACAGCUUCAGCCCUCUGGAUGAGCAGGACUUCCACUUCCGCCUCGGCAGACAGGUGCGCCACGAUGCACUCCUCCUCUGCUCCCUUCACCGCAGCGGCAUUCAGGUGAGCCUCGGCACGCUCCUCCAUCUUCGCCACCAACAUCCUCAACAGCUGCGUCCGCGCAUUUGCGCAUCGUUGAGGGAAGCACGCGGCUCACUCCCGUCCAACCAAACCCAGUCCUCCACCUCCUUCGGUACUCGUGGUCAGCACCUCAAUGGUACGUAACAUCACUCUGCCCACAUCUGUAAUCAGCUGCAACCCGGGUGCCAGUGUCAAGGCCAUCAACUCCAAAAUCCCAGAGUUACUGGAACAAUACCCUUCUGCCUCAUCUCUCUGCAUCCAUGUAGGUGGAAACGAUCUACGCUUUAAACAGUCCGAAUUACUCAAAAACGAUUUUAGGAACCUCAUCGAUAGCCUCUCUCUGUCAGACCACUGUUUUGUGAUUUUUGUGGUCCUCUGCCUUGUCCCUGCUACGGUGACGUGAAGUUCAGCCGUGUACAACACUUACAUGUGUGGCUAAAAGCUUACUGCUCUUCACUAAGUAUUCCAUUCGUGGACAAUUUCGCCACCUUCCUCCACCGCCCUUACCUUUUCAGACAUGAUGGACUUCAUCCAAACUUUCACGGAUCACGUCUCCUCUCUAUUAACAUGCACCUGGCCCUCUUAUCAGUUAAUAUGGACCUUACCCUCCGCUCCUUUACCACUGCCACCUCCUGACAAACUGUCAACACAUGCACACACACGCCCCCCACCCCUCAUCCCCCUGCUCUCCCUCACACCUCACACACCUCAUCAGCAACACCCCCACCACUCUCAAUAGAAAAACAGGACACUCACACCAUCAAAACCAUCAUUUCAUACAGACAGCCGAAACCAAGGACUGUUUUUAGAGCCCCCCGUGUUUUUAAAAUCCCCCUUUUAUCAAGGGCUGAGCGCACUUUCGGCACGGACAUUAAAAUGGCUGUGCUGAACGUGCGCUCUCUUUUAAAUGAUUUGAUUUUAGAAAAACAGCUCGACUGCAUCCUUCUUACUAAGACAUGGCUUGGCACUGAUGCACCUAUUGUUCUCACUGAAGCUUCCCCCACAAAUUUUAACUUUUUAUUUUCUACGCAGGAGGGGAAGAAAGGAGGAGGAACUGCAUCAAUAAUAUGAUCCAAACUGUCCCCUUCUGCAGUUCCUUUUAACAGCUACUCGUCAUUUGAAUAUCACGCCUUUGCUUUUAGCAGCCCUCCUAUCGUCUGCUUCAAUCUGUACAGACCCCCCUGCUACUCAUCCUCUUUUAUCAGUGAAUUCUCCAAACUUUUAUCAAUCAUCCACACUACCUACAACAAGAUUUUAAUAACUGGUGAUUUUAAUUUACACAUUGACAACACCUCAGACCCAGUGUCUAGAGAAUUUUUAAACCUUUUAAAGUGCUUUGAUUUUCAGCAGCAUGUGACACAGCUGACCCACAGCAGGGGGGCGCAUGCUGGACCUGGUCAUAAGCUAUGGCCUGUCCGUUAG
Messenger RNA from Xyrichtys novacula (pearly razorfish), 27141 nucleotides. Lineage: Eukaryota; Metazoa; Chordata; Actinopteri; Labriformes; Labridae. The record is from the annotation of a GenBank genome assembly.